AUGACUCAGGUCAUGCUGGGACGCCUCGUCCCGUUUGCACUGAUCGCGCUGUGCGAUGCGUACAAGCGCGAGGAGUUUGCCGGGAUGAACUUCAAGGACCGAGGGCUGCGGACAAAGCUGAAUCAUUGCGCCAGGUCCAUGCGGGCAUGUGAAGCCGAGCAGGUGGAGAACGACGUCAACACUAACUCGUGCUCAGAUGCACUCCUAGCAGCCUUUGCCAGUUUUCCGUAUGAGGCUGAGAUCUCAGAGGAGCUCUUCAAGUACACCUCCUGCCGCAAGAUGGGGGAACAUGAGAGAUCAAGUGAGGCCAAUCCUCAAUGCUCGUAUUUCUUGGUCUUUCAGAACAGUGCUCAUGCUGACCACAGCUAUGCCGCGAAUUGCGUGCCUGCCCAAAUGUGCGCGGAUGACGUCGUGGGCAUGACGAAGGGCAAAAUCGCGACGUACGGCGUCGUUGAGCGGAUUUUGCAGCAGAACCUGGGGAGUUUGGCGUACAUCGGCAAAGGACCCCUUGGCAAGUGCCUGGAAGGCAUGACGUCCGUCAACGAAGGCAACCUGAAGGGCCACCUCAAGGAGGAGCGCAUCGUCAAACUCGGCAGCCUCAAUGUCGUCGCAGACCUUAUGACAAGUGGAAAGGCAGGUGCCACGAAGCAGGCUCUCACCUUCGAUGGCAUGGAGAAAAUUCCCGCGGUGAAGUCUUUCAACAAGUGCGUUAACGAUGCCAGCGUGGGCUACCUCUUCGUGUUCAAGAACGACUACUGGAGCGGUGGCAAGAGCGACGUGGAUCUGGAUUCAUUCCAACAGUACAAGGACAAGCAGACGAAGAUCAAGGCAGAGAAGAAGAAGGAGGCCGAGAAGCAAAAGGUCGAACAGGCAGCGGCCAUGCUCUCCAGCCUCAUUUGCUUGGCACUUGUGGUACAGGGUCAUGCCUGGGCGCGCAUUUCGGUGACGGUCAGCGGGGAGGAAAUGGCGGGUAAGAGCAUCCAGGACAAGGAGAAGGAGCUUGCCAAGGCAAACUCAAACUUCGGAAAGCUUGACACCAUUGGCGAGUGCUGCGGCGACCAGCAAAGCGAGGCUGAUGUGGUGCGCAACGCGAUCAAUACGAACGAUGUCUACGGCUCCAGUGGCGAAGUCGAGAAUGACAUCUUCUCGAGGACGUCUUGCCACAAGAUCGGUACCGUCACUGCCAAAGAGAAGGAGUCCUUCGGAAAGCCGGGGUGCUCCUACUUCUACAUCUUCCAAAACCAGCUUCACGCCGAUCACGAGUUUGCCGCCAACUGUGUUCCCUCCACCAUCUGCAAGGAGGAUGUGGUGGGCAUGACCGAGGGAAAGGUCGCCACGUACGGGGUCGUCAUGCAGAUCUUGCAGCAGAACCUCGGGAAGCUGCAGGGCAUCUGGAAGGGCCCUAUGGACGCCUGCAUGCACGGCAUGACCAGAGUCAACCGGGGCGACCUUAGUGGCCUUUGGAAAACGGAGAAAAUCAUCAAGCUCGGCAGCGAGCUGAACUUCAUCGCGGCUGCACUGACACAAGGCAAGAGCGAGGCCUUGAAGAGGACCCUUGAUUUCGAUGGCAUGGCACCAGUGCCGGCCGUCAAGAGCUUCAAUAAGUGCUCCAACGAUGCGAAUAUCGGCUACCUCUUCGUGCACAAGAACUUGUAUUGGGCCGGCCACCAGAGCACCAUCGACCUAGACACCUUCACGAAAUUGAAGGAAAAGAAGGCCAAGGAAAGAAUGCAAAAGAAGCAGGCCGCAGAGAAGGCCAUGGCCGCGGCUCAGAUUGCGGAGGGGCAGAAGGCGGAGGAGCAGAAGGCGGCGGAGGCCGCGGGGGAGGGCUCGUCCGCGGAGUUCGAGGAUAAUCAGGUCACCGCGCGCCGUCUGUCGGAGCCGCAGGUUCUGGUCUGA
This is a messenger RNA of Symbiodinium sp. CCMP2592, 1899 nucleotides long. NCBI's taxonomy places the organism in Eukaryota, Dinophyceae, Suessiales, Symbiodiniaceae. The record is from the annotation of a GenBank genome assembly.